Messenger RNA from Impatiens glandulifera, 1815 nucleotides. Its product is annotated as probable receptor-like serine/threonine-protein kinase At4g34500. Lineage: Eukaryota; Viridiplantae; Streptophyta; Magnoliopsida; Ericales; Balsaminaceae. The record is from RefSeq and is a predicted model, not a curated record. Gene Ontology annotation, biological process: protein phosphorylation. The transcript is spliced from 5 exons. The coding region runs from base 92 to 1405 and encodes 437 amino acids. Gene Ontology annotation, molecular function: protein kinase activity; ATP binding.
AUGGAGGCGAUGAUAUCAUAUCAGGCAGGCAGGCAGGCAAUGAUUGCUGGUAGACAUAUAUACAUCUGAUCUUCUUCUGUUCUGCUUAACAAUGGCGGCGGCGGCGGCGAAUACUUCUUCCAUCAUCAUCCAAAGACUCGAAGCUGAAACUUCAAUUCUUGGAUUAAGACUCUACCUAGUGAUUUCCAUAUGCGCUGCAUUUGCAACCAUAUCUGUCAUUCUCAUCUACUUAUGUAUCAGAUUCCGCAUUAAUCGAUAUCACCGAAUAAACAACAAGUCAGCAAGCUUGACAACCCAAAUCAAGACCAACAAGGAGGACCGGGCAAUCUCUUGUUGUGAUGUAUCGGAUAAUACAGUGGUGGUGGCAGCAGCAGCAGAAGAUGUAGUAGACAGCAGCAGCAGCAGGAUCGCGAUUGAGAGGACUAGUGUGAAGGUUGUUAGUUCGUCUAUAAGCGAAACUAGUCGUAAGAGCGAGGGUGGUUCUUCGUCUGUUGAGAGCGUUAACAACAACAACAACAUGGGUUGGGGUCGGUGGUUCAGUUUGAAGGACCUGGAGAGAGCCACUUGUUGCUUUGCAGAGAAGAAUAUCAUCGGAGAAGGCGGUUAUGGCAUUGUUUACAGAGGAAUUCUACUUGAUGGCUCUGCAGUUGCUGUUAAAUAUCUACUAAACAACAAGAAAAGCCAAGCAGAGAAAGAGUUGGAGGCAGAAAUAGAAGCAAUUGGUAAAGUUAGGCAUAAGAACUUGGUAGGUCUAUUAGGUUAUUGUCCACAAGGGCUUCUUGUUUAUGAAUAUGUGGACAAUGGAAACUUGGAGCAGUGGUUACAUGGUGAUGUAGGACCUGUUAGUCCCCUAACAUGGGAAAUCAGAAUGAAGAUUGCAGUUGGAACAGCAAAAGGGCUGGCUUAUUUGCACGAUGGAUUAGAACCUAAAGUGGUGCAUAGAGAUGUAAAAUCCAGCAACAUUCUUCUAGACAGAAAUUGGAAUCCUAAAGUAUCCGAUUUCGGUCUUGCCAAACUAUUAGGACCCGACAAAACCUAUGUUACAACCCGUGUCAUGGGAACCUUUGGGUAUGUUUCGCCAGAGUAUGCAAGUACAGGAAUGCUGAACGAGGGGAGCGAUGUAUACAGUUUUGGUGUUCUACUUAUGGAAAUUAUAACAGGGAGGAACCCUAUUGAUUAUUCCAAACCACCAGGGGAGAUGAACUUGGUGGACUGGUUCAAAGGAAUGGUGGGGAAUCGUCGAGGUGAACAAGUGAUAGAUCCAUUACUUGAAAUACAUCCAACACCAAGAGCUUUGAAACGGGUGCUUUUGGUUUGCCUACGAUGCAUAGAUUUGGAUGCCGCUAAACGACCCAAGAUGGGCCAAAUUCUGCACAUGCUAGAGGAGGCUGAUCAUGACUCUUAACUUUUCGAUCUGUUGAACCUCCUCUUCAUUAGCCAUUAUUCACAACUGACAUAUAUACAACAACAAAUUAAAUGAUGGCCAAAAUAUGAAGUAUACCAUUUGCUGUUUACAAUGUAGGUUCAUUUUGAUUAUGUGUAAGAAUAAGGCUUUUUUUAAUGGUUUGCCAUUUCCAUGUAAAUACUUUAUUAUAAAGACAUUUCUUUAUUUUUUUUAUAAUACAUUUCUCUGUACCUUUAUAUAUUGGGGCCAUCAACAUUUAUUCUGUUUGUAAAGAAUUAAGAAAAAACUUGCAUCUCCAAUAUUAAAAUUAAAGACUCAGAAAUCCCCACCUGCUAUGAAUAACUUUACAUGUCACAACAGCACAUGUAACAUUCUUUGUAGUGGGGGCAAGCAAGUCAACAACCUCUUUU